Agrilus planipennis (emerald ash borer) is the source of this 2047-nucleotide messenger RNA. Its product is annotated as intracellular protein transport protein USO1-like. The record is from RefSeq and is a predicted model, not a curated record. The transcript has 8 exons. Bases 113 to 1897 code for a protein of 594 amino acids. NCBI's taxonomy places the organism in Eukaryota, Metazoa, Arthropoda, Insecta, Coleoptera, Buprestidae.
AGGAAAAAACAAAAUUUGCACUCUUAUGUCAUACUAUAAUUAUUUAUAGUGCGUCAUGUACAGAAAAAAGGGGGUAAAUUUUACAAUUAUUUUAGAAUUUUUGUUGUAAGAAAUGUUAGUGCGCUGGAAGGUCCUCUUCACUUUGGGUUUCAUCGUGUGGUUUUUGUUGUGCAUUGUGGACUAUUUCUUCGGCGAUGUCAACAAAAUCACGAAAAUUACAGAAGAAGAUAAAAAAAUAUUCGAUGUGAUUGAUUACGUUGAGGAUCGGAUAGAGCCCGAAAUUAAGCGAUCCGUCGUCCAGAACGAUCUUUCAAUAACACAAUGGAUCUUUUGGAACAUGGGUGUAUUUCUUACGACAGUCUUUGGAUGUUUUGCACUAAAAGCUGUCAUUUCUAUACGAAGUUUACUUAACUAUACAAAUUCAGAAACUACCCAAACAUUUGUUGAGAGAAUGGUUGGUGGUAAUCGUUUAAAAAGAUCAAACAGUUCGAGUAGAAUUCCCGUUCCUAUAACUAAAACAUCUUCGAUUUUUAAGCAAUCGUCUCAAGACAUAGACUUCAAAAAUGAUAUCACCUCCAGUUGCUUUAGUUUAUCUACAAUUUCAACAGAAGAAUGCAAGGAUUUGGAUAAGCAAAGCGAAAUAAGCCGAAAAUCGGAACUCUUCAUCCCAGAAAACAAAGAAUCCGAAAAACAAUGCAAUAGAUUGCGCAACGAAAUGAUGCAUUUACAAUCUAGUUCGCUUAAAGAACAAGCGGCGCUCAAUAAAAAAGUUGAACUCAUUGGCAAAGAAAGACGAGAGCUUGCGAAACAGUUGACUGUUGCACGAAAAGAAAAUCGAACUUUGAAGAAUCAAUUGGAGGAGUUGAUUAGCGAAAAGGGGAUGUUGCUGAAAAGAUUAGAGUCAGCAGCCAGGGAAUUUAAAGUUAAUAUUAAAUCGAAGAAGGCCGCCAUGGAACGACUGGAGCAGGCCGAAUGCCAAAUUCAAACGCUCACCGAGCAACUGGAUUUUUCUAAUAAGCAAAAGGAAAUUUUGGACAGACAACUGAAACAAAUGGAACAAGAACUGAUUAAUCUUAAUGGGAAAAUAAGUAACGAAUCCUACCUUGGUAAACCGUCGAUGGAAAUUUUCGAUAAAUCUGCGGAUUUUUCGUCUGAUACUGAAGAAGGUAAAGUUAAUAAAACGCCAUUGAAGGAACCAAAUAAUAAUGCUGAGCUCAGUCCUCGGCCACGGGAAGUUUCCCAAAACCGUGUGGCAGUACAAAAAGUCCAAAUGCGACUUUUCAAUUUGGAAAAAAGUUUAGAACGAUUUAGAGAACAAACGUUACUGAAAAAAGACGAUCCUACAACUACCAGUGCCCCAAAUAGUCCCAAACAACAAUCAGAAUUAACAACUGAAGAUUCUCCUCCUGAAGUGCCCGGUUUUAUAGAUAGAACUGCUUCUGACUAUUUGGAAAUGAACGAUUUUUUAAACAGAACGGAUAAUCUUACCGAUGAGCAGAGACAGGAAAUAUUAAAACCUCAAACACCAAAAAUGCCGGCUAAUAUAGAAUUGGAAGAAAAUAUUCCACCCUCCAUCCCCGAACUCGCAUCGGACCACAGCGACAUAAGCGAACACUGUCCUCAAUCACAGGUUAAUCUCAUGCUUAGCCUCUUCAAGUCGGUAAAAGGAAAGGUGGAAGUUCGUGGUGACGAGUUUUGUACGGACGACGAGUCUGUUUCGAUAGUGAGUACAACAAUGAGCAGUCAAGUUGACGAGGAAUCGAAAGAAGAUUGCGAUGCUAACGCCAGUUCGAGCCAGAAAAGGAUUGUCAGCAGUUCGCCUGCUUUCCAAAAGUUCCUCAAGAAUCUGGACGGCAUCGAGAAAAAGACGACCGCCAUUCUCAAUCACAUUUUUUAAAUUUCGGAAUUCAUUAACUAUCGCAAUUGCUACCCUUAUUUGUGUGUCCCCCAAUUUUUUGUGUUUUGCUUUUUUUUUCCGUACAAUAUGUAUCACAAUCUGCAUGUUAUUAAGUAUUCCUGAAUGUCGGUUUUCAAUAAACGACCCUCU